Molecule: messenger RNA, 1187 nt
Organism: Malus domestica (apple)
Lineage: Eukaryota; Viridiplantae; Streptophyta; Magnoliopsida; Rosales; Rosaceae
Product: protein SHI RELATED SEQUENCE 3
Biological process (GO): positive regulation of DNA-templated transcription
Cellular component (GO): nucleus
Molecular function (GO): DNA binding; DNA-binding transcription factor activity
Source: RefSeq, a predicted model, not a curated record
UCUCUCUCUCUCUCUCUCUCUCUAGUAUCUUUUUUUUCUUGCAACUGCCAGGUAAGACUUUGCUGAAAGACACAGUGAAGAGGGAGUGAGAACAAGAGUUUGCUUCAAAGCUAGAAUUGAUGGGGGCGUCAACUUGCAUUACUUUUAAUGGUGCAAUUCUACUACUUUCCAACUAUUGAUCUCCUUUUGAACUACACAACUCCUAUUAAUUGUCUACCACUUAACAAGCAAAAAAGCUGCUGGCCUCACACAACCCACAAACACAAAUUAAACCCAAAACCCCCAAACACUCAGAUUGAAAAUCAUCAAAACUAUAUAUCGAAAUUCCAAUGAUUUUUAUACAAUUAAGGGUUACAACUCUUAAUUAUAGAUAGACAUGAAGAAAUUAAGAUGGUGAGGCAAGGAAGAGGAGGAAGAGAAGAAGAAAUAAUGGGUUCCAGAUGCCAAGACUGUGGGAAUCAAUCAAAGAAGGAGUGUGUGUACAUGAGAUGCAGGACUUGCUGUAAGAGCAAAGGGUUUCACUGCCAAACUCACUUCAAAAGUACUUGGGUUCCUGUCCACAGAAGGCGCCACGCUCAUCACCAACAGCUUCCUUCUAUUGAUCCACAGCACCCACCUCACCUUCAUCAAGGGCACAACUACAACCCUAGGAGGACAGCAGCUGGACACGUCAUCACCAAUUCCUCUUCAUCUGGGCAAAAUCAACAGGUUAACAAUUUUCCAGCAGAAGUGAAUUCCAUGGCCAAUUUUCGCUGUGUUCGAGUGCGCUCCGUGGAGGAUACGGUCAAUCAGCAGGCUUAUCAGACAAGUAUGGUAAUCGGGGGGCAUGUAUUCAAAGGUAUACUUUAUGAUCAAGGCCCUGAUUACACCACUGCAGCUGGCCAAAGUUCCAGCUCCCAGCAUGUAAUGAAUAAGCAAACUAGUAAUUUUAUUAAUGCUACUGCUUCUGCUUCAAAUAUUACUGCUUCCACUCCAUCAGCUGCUGCAGAUCAUCAAGUGCCACAUCAUCAUCAACUUCCUUCUUCUUAUCCGUUGAUUCCUUUUAAUGCAUUCAUGCCUGGUACGCAAUUUUUCCUUUAACCCAAAAUAAUGAUGAGCCUUAACUAGGAUCUCUGUAAUUGGUUCUUGUAUUUAAAAAAUAAGGAUACAUGAUUAAUUAUGUAAUAAUAAUACUUUUCAUACGAUCA